Limulus polyphemus (Atlantic horseshoe crab) is the source of this 329-nucleotide messenger RNA. Its product is annotated as LIM and SH3 domain protein Lasp-like. The annotation marks the transcript as partial. The transcript has 2 exons. Lineage: Eukaryota; Metazoa; Arthropoda; Merostomata; Xiphosura; Limulidae. Gene Ontology annotation, cellular component: focal adhesion. The record is from RefSeq and is a predicted model, not a curated record. Gene Ontology annotation, molecular function: actin filament binding.
UGUACUACUGAACCUUGUAUGUUAUUUCAGCCACUGUCCUCAAGCAAAGCACACUACUGUAGCUGAUACUCCAGAGGCGAGGAGACUUGCCGAGAACACAAAGAUUCAGAGUAACGUAAAGUAUCAUGAAGAAUUCGAGAAACAGAAAGGAAAGUUUACACAAGUAGCUGACGACCCUGAAACACUGCGAAUACGCAGCACUCACAAAAUUAUCAGCAACGUAGCUUAUCAUGGAGAACUGAUGAAAAAGGAAGAAAUGGAACAGAAGCGUCAACUGUUGCCAGAAAAGAAUGGAGCUCCACAAGGCAGUGCAGGUGAUUUAAAAACUU